Messenger RNA from Salvia miltiorrhiza (redroot sage), 1583 nucleotides. Its product is annotated as glucan endo-1,3-beta-glucosidase 12. Gene Ontology annotation, biological process: carbohydrate metabolic process. The transcript has 3 exons. The record is from RefSeq and is a predicted model, not a curated record. Bases 293 to 1342 code for a protein of 349 amino acids. Gene Ontology annotation, molecular function: hydrolase activity, hydrolyzing O-glycosyl compounds. NCBI's taxonomy places the organism in Eukaryota, Viridiplantae, Streptophyta, Magnoliopsida, Lamiales, Lamiaceae.
ACACCACUUUAAUUGUUUCUACUCAAACCCUUCCUUCUUUUUUUUUUACCGCCAUUCUUGAUUAAAGUAUCACCGGUUCUUCUACUUUACAUCAUUACAUGCAGUAAGUAAUAAAAAUAUCCAAGACUUUUUACCAUUUGGAAUUUUAUCUUUUAACCCCUUCACUCUACAAUUAUUCUUACAUUUUCGUAGCUGCAGCGUUGAAUGUCAGAGCCACUCAGAGAGAGAGAGAGAGAGAGUGUUUUCUAGCCUUUCUCCCUUACUCUAGCUCUCUCCACUCAUCUGCUCGCAAAUGAACAUGGUUGUCUUGCUCUCUCUCUUCUUCUCUCUCCUAUGCUUCACCGCUCAAUGUCAAGAACCUCUACAGUUAUCACCCCUCCAACCGCACCUGCCGCCGGCCGCCGGCGUCCACGUUGAACCCCAACACCUGCAGAACGUUUCAGACAGCGUCCUCGCCGCUGAAGCCUGGCUUAGAAAGUACGUCCUGGCCCACUUCCCCGCCACCAACAUAACCACAAUCGUCGCCGGCUCCGCCGUCCUAUGCCGCAGAGACCAGCAACACAACUUGGGUUUGCUUCUGCCUGCGCUCAACAACCUCCACCAUUCUCUCACUAGAUGGGGUUUGCACCGCCAGAUCAAAGUUGCUGCUGCCUUUUCCUCCGACUGUCUGGAUCCACUGUCGGAAUCCUACAGAGAUGACGUCGGACAGAGCUACAUCAAACCCUUGCUUACCUUCUUGCAACAAGUGGGCUCGCCUUACGUGGUGAAUCCGCCGCCGGAGUUUCUCCGAUCAGCGGUGGGGGAAUCCCACUUGAAGUCCAUGAAGGAUCUUGGAGUUUCAGAGAUGAAUGUGAUCCUGAGCAGUGCAAGAAGAAAGCUCUCCCACAAGGUGAAUCCGUUUCCGCCGCGGCCGGCCCCCACCUUGGCUCUGCCUCCGCUUGUAGGCACCCUUCCGCCUCAGCCGAGUUACGGCGCGCCGUACAUUGCGCCGAUGGGCGGGCCGCGUUUGCCACCGUGCGAGCCGGCUCACUGGGCGCCGGCGCCGGCAGCAGUGGGGCACGUGCACCACGGGACGUGGUGCGUGGCAAAGCCGAGUGUGCCGGCGGAGACGCUGCAGGAGGCGUUGGACUACGCGUGCGGUGAAGGAGAUGCUGACUGUGAAGCCAUCAAAGAAGAUGGCAGCUGCUUCCACCCCGACACUCUGGUCGCCCACGCCUCCUACGCCUUCAAUAGCUACUGGCAGAAGACCAAGGCCAACGGCGGCACCUGUGGCUUCGGCGGCACUGCCAUCAUCAUCACCUCCGAUCCCAGUUAUGGGCGCUGCAGAUUCGCCCUUACCUAGUCAAGUGGAGAUGUGUUUCAGCAUUUGGUGAUGAUACCUUUUACAGUAUUUAGUUCAAUUAUUAGUAAGUAAUCGAAGAGCUUAGGAUUCCUUUUUGCACUACUUGAGUUGAAUUGUCAGUAAUUAUAGAGUUUAGGAUUCCUUUGAUCUCUUCCUCUGUAUAAUCUUGUUCUGCUAUCAGGAACUAAGAUUUAACUCUAUCCUGCAUUUCUCCACUUGAUUAAUACUACUAUUUCAUUUC